GUGGCGAAGCGGCCUAGUUCGGGGCGAACCCAGGCCUCCCAGUCAUGAUCACGGCGGAGGAGGCUGCGUCGGCCCCUGGAGCCCCCGGGCGCGCGGAGCCGGCGUGGCCCUGGAAAGGUGCCCCGGUCCAUGCGCUGGUACAGCGGAUCCACCAGCUCCAAGCUGAGCGUGCGCAGGCCUUCCGCCGGCUGGAGGAAGCUCACCGCCAGUACGUGCGCAGCGGCCCGCAUUACGACUUCCCGCGCUACCGGGGCUCGGUGCACAAGGUAACCCAGGCCUUCGCCGCCGCCUCGCGGGAGGUACUGGCCCUGGAGGCCGAGCUGGCCGGGCCCCGAGCACAGCCGUUGCUCGCCGGCCACGUGCGCGCCCUGCAGCAGCUGGAGCAGACUCGCCUGGCCACGGUGGCCCUGCUGCAGCUGAUGGGGGCACCGGAGCUGAGGGGGCAGGAGGACGCCUCCCAGAUGCAUCAGCUGAAGAUGAAGGUAAUUAAAACCAUGGAGGCAAUCAGCGAGGUUCUCCAGGACCUCAGGUUUGAUGCAGAGUCUGUGGAGUGAUCGGGCUCCCCAGGGACAAGCCAAGGGAGAUGAGAAACUCGGUGGAUGGCGCCCAGCCCAGCCUGACUGCCAGCUGGCUGGGUCAUGCCCCACUAGGCUGCUGACCACCCCCCCAA
Trichechus manatus latirostris (Florida manatee) is the source of this 670-nucleotide messenger RNA. RefSeq names its product required for excision 1-B domain containing (gene REX1BD). Lineage: Eukaryota; Metazoa; Chordata; Mammalia; Sirenia; Trichechidae. The transcript has 5 exons. The record is from RefSeq and is a predicted model, not a curated record. The coding region runs from base 45 to 554 and encodes 169 amino acids.